AUGAAUCUUUUAACAAGUUGUGUGGCAAUUCCUCUUGUUGUGUUGGGAAUCACCAUUAGCAAUAUGAGCACACCAGUCAGUGGGAAGAAGCUGGAAAUCACCAUAGCUAAUGACUUGGGGAAUUUUUUGAACCUGACAGUUCAUUGUGUUUCUCCUGCAAAGGAAUAUGAUUUAGGGUUCCAAGUUGUUCCUUAUGGAGGAAGGUAUCAAUGGUUUGCGCAUGAUAGUUCUUACCUUUGCGACUUGGCAUGGCAUAAAAAAUAUGGCCGUUUUCUUAUUUAUGAAUCCAGAAGAGAUAAUCGAAGGUGUAAAGGUUGGUGCUUUUGGCGAAUAGCUCAGGAAGGUUUGUAUCUCCAUCUUGCAAAGCCUGCAGAUAGAGAUGAAUUGGAGUUUACAUGGGAUUAA
This is a messenger RNA of Ziziphus jujuba (common jujube), 405 nucleotides long. RefSeq lists its product as uncharacterized. The coding region runs from base 1 to 405 and encodes 134 amino acids. The record is from RefSeq and is a predicted model, not a curated record. The transcript has a single exon. Lineage: Eukaryota; Viridiplantae; Streptophyta; Magnoliopsida; Rosales; Rhamnaceae.